AUGCGUUCCAUUCUUCUAGCCGUUGUCGUCCUCCUUUCCCUAACAACAACUUCCGUGCAAGCUGGGUGGUUUGGGUCCAAACAAACAACACAAGCAGAAUCAUCACCUUCCUGGCAGCAGAUAUUUCAGAAUGCAGAACAAGAAGCCAAGAGCACGGUGGCAGAAGUCAAGUCCAAGACUGCCAAGAUGGAGCGAAAAUCCCGUGAGGUAUUGGCGGAUGCCAAACGAGAUGCCGCCAUUGCCAAGGCCAAAGCACAACGCUACAAGACCAGUAUAGAAUUCCAGGCCGCGGAUACAAAGGCGGCAGCAAAGCGAGCCAAGGCAGAAGCCAAACGAAUCAAGGCGGAUCUGGAACUGAAAACUACCGGGGCAAAGGCGGAUGCCCAAAAGUAUCAAGCGGAUCUUCAGGAACGAGCCUCCAGAGCCAAGCAGCAGUCGGAAGAAGCUAGUAAGAAAGCAUUUGAUGCGUCUAUUGAUUUUGUGCGAGACAAGAGGAACAAGAUUGCAGCCAUCUUCCAUUGA
Seminavis robusta is the source of this 522-nucleotide messenger RNA. The record is from the annotation of a GenBank genome assembly. NCBI's taxonomy places the organism in Eukaryota, Bacillariophyta, Bacillariophyceae, Naviculales, Naviculaceae.